UGCUUCCCUAUGCUUUCCCAUCCCUCUCUGUGCUUUACAAUGCUUCCCUAUGCUUUCCCAUCCCUCUCUGUGCUCUGCAAUGCUCAUCUCUUCUUCACCGUGCUUUCACAAGGCUUUAUUACACUUUAUGGUUUUACUAUGGGACACAGUGAGCUACUGCCCCCUGGAAGACAAAGACCAGCACUGCAGGUUAAUCUCCCUGAGCACCGCAGAAGCUCCAAAGCCAAUGCAGGGCUUCCUACACAACCCCCAGCUAGCCAUAUACGUUUAAAAAGUAUUUAAAAAAAAGUGGGGUUUAGUCUAUGCUAUUCAGUGCACAGGGUCUGUUUUCUGGUCUAUAGUCUAUGGUAUAUGCUGUCCAGCAUAUGGUCUGUGGUGUAUAAUCUAGUCUAUGGUACCGAGGCCAGCAGAGUUUUUGUACAGCCAAGAUACAGCCCUGAUCACGUGACCGUCGUGCAGCUAAGAAAUCAAACUGUCACAUGAUUUGAAUGAAAGAGGAAGGCUGUGACAGGCUCUAAGCAGCUCAAAACCAGGGAAAAGCAGAUUUAGAGAAGCCUGCAGUGUUAAUCAAACACCAUUAGUGAUUCUGCAGUGAUAAACCCCAGUCUGAGUUUAGCCAAUUUUGUUUAUAGCGGCACCAAUCCAAUACUGUGUCACUGCUACGCUUUGCAUGUAUUCGAUAAAUCCUUGAACUUCAGGGAACUAACAAGUGAACUCCCCCGCUACACAGGAUUGAAGUAAUGCUUGUACUGAAUCGUGUUGUUUACAGCCCUUCCUUCCUCUCUCAUUAAACGGUCCAGUCCGCCUGCAGUGAGUCAGCAUCCUGUCCGAGGUGUGGCCGAAGAACAAUGUAGCUCCGGACACCUGCUUCUGCCAGGGCCCGAAUCCGCGGCGCGCGCAACUCCCCUCCCAGCGUGUCAUUUCCUGGUAGAGGAUACAACCUGGCAGUAAACAGGCAGGCCAGCGUAACCAGUGCUGUCGUUUACAAGGAACUUGUACAAAACUGGUAGUAGUUACACUUGUGCUGUGCUGUGCCGCAGGGCUGCAUGGCGGUGCCACGGUACUCUUCCCCCCCGGACGGGGGCUGGGGCUGGGUCAUCGUGUUCUCUCUCUUCCUGGAGUCAGCGCUGGUGUUCGGGCUGAUCCGCUCCUUCGGCGUGUUCUUCGUGGAGUUCGUGGAAUACUUCGAGGAGCCGGCCGUAGCUGUGUCCUGGAUAACUUCCAUCGGGGUCGCAGUGCAGCAGUUUGCAAGUCCGCUCGCGAGUGCGCUCAGCAGUGCGUGGGGGGCACGGUCGGUGGUAAUGGUGGGUGGAGUCCUGGCCAGUUUGGGGAUGAUCCUGGGCUCUCUGGCCAGCAGCCUGACUCACCUGUACCUGUCCAUCGGGCUCAUCUCAGGUCUGGGCUGGGCGCUGGUCUUCACCCCCUCCGUUGCCAUGGUAACGCGCUAUUUCCACCAGCGACGCACUCUGGCCAUGGGGGUGGGCGUGGCCUCCUUUGCCUUCUCGCCGCUCUUCCAGUUCCUGGUGGAUCACUACGCCUGGCGGGGGGCCCUGCUCAUCCUGGGGGGGCUGACCCUGAACCUCGUGGUGUGCGGGGCUCUGCUCCAACCCCUGAGGCUGCUGCAGGACCAGAGCAUCACAACCAGCCCGCAGAACUCCAGCUCCUCCUCCUCCUCCCCGCUCCUCUCCAGGCUGUGGUCCCUGUUCGACCUCUCCUUGCUCAAACACUGGCCCUUCCUUACCUACACAGCCGCUGUCACCCUCUUCAACGCCGGCUACUUUAUCCCAUACAUCCACAUGGUGGCCCAUAUCCAGCAGAAGGGCUUCUCCGAGUACCAGGCUGCCCUCGUCAUGUCUCUUGACCGGACUCAUGAGUCCGGUGGUCGACGGGGCAGUCAGAGAUUGGCUGGCCUCACAUCCUGGGGCUCUGUGCCCCGGAGCAGGCCGGCCCACAGUCCAUACGCGUCCCACUCCACCGACCACCCUUCCACCCCGUUAAAAAUUUUACCAAUUAAAAACCACAUCGACGUCUACUGGCUCUGGCUGCAGAUGAUCGAGAGCGUGGGGGGGCUGUUGGGGUCCCCGCUGUCAGGCUGGCUCAAGGACCUCACUGGGGAUUUCACUGCCUCGUUCCUGGUCGCUGGGGCAUUCCUCCUGGCCGGGACUCUGGUUCUGUUCGCUCUGCCCCGCUUCUUCUCCUGUUCGGGCCCUCAGAACCAACGCUCCGAGUCUGAAUCGAUAUCCAACGGAACCAGGCCCCCUAGCAGCAGCCACCCAGAACCCCAGAACUCCACGGAGACCCAAGCAGCCCUGCUGACCGGACCGAGUGAGACUGACCUUUGCCGGGUUGGGUCAGAACCACAGUACUAUGCAGGUUGA
Polyodon spathula (Mississippi paddlefish) is the source of this 2378-nucleotide messenger RNA. RefSeq names its product monocarboxylate transporter 13-like. Gene Ontology annotation, biological process: monocarboxylic acid transport; transmembrane transport. Lineage: Eukaryota; Metazoa; Chordata; Actinopteri; Acipenseriformes; Polyodontidae. Gene Ontology annotation, molecular function: monocarboxylic acid transmembrane transporter activity. The transcript is spliced from 7 exons. The record is from RefSeq and is a predicted model, not a curated record. Bases 1047 to 2378 code for a protein of 443 amino acids.